Camellia sinensis is the source of this 678-nucleotide messenger RNA. The record is from RefSeq and is a predicted model, not a curated record. Lineage: Eukaryota; Viridiplantae; Streptophyta; Magnoliopsida; Ericales; Theaceae.
AUGCUGCACAUGAAUGAGGAUGAGUCAAUUUCUGAGUACUUCAACAGAAUAUUGACCAUUGUUAAUCAGAUGAGAAGAUAUGGAGAAAAGAUGGAAUCUCUUCAAGUGAUAGAGAAGAUUCUCCGAUCACUCAGUCCAAUGUUCGAGCACGUGGUUGUAGCAAUAGAAGAGUCCAACGAUCUCAGUGCCAUGACCACUGAUGAGUUGAUGAGCACACUUGAGAUCCAUGAACAAAGGAUCAACAAGAAGACUCCCCCAAGUUCUCAAGAGCAAGCUCUUCAAUCAAAGUUGUCAUUCAGAGAUGACAGAAACGAGCAAGAGGGAACAUCACAAAGAAGUCGAGGAAGAGGUCGUGGUUAUAAUAACCGAAGUUCUAUUUUUCGAGGAAGAGGCGGAAGAGGUCCAGCCAGAGAAGAAAGAAAUCAACCACACUUUGCUCCAAGAGGAAGAGCAAGAGAUUCGGGAGCCAGUAACCACAUGUGUGGUAAAAGAGAGUUGUUCGUUGAGCUUAACGAGACUGUACAAGCACAAGUCUCAUUUAGUAAUUCUUCAAAGACUCCAGUGAAAGGAAGAGGUAAUAUUCUGAUCAAGCUUAAGAAUGGAGAUCAUGAUUACAUCUCCAAUGUUUAUUAUGUUCCUGCCAUGAAGAACAACAUUUUCAGUAUGGAUAACUCCUAG